This is a messenger RNA of Olea europaea var. sylvestris, 2489 nucleotides long. Its product is annotated as subtilisin-like protease SBT1.4. Gene Ontology annotation, molecular function: serine-type endopeptidase activity. Gene Ontology annotation, biological process: proteolysis. NCBI's taxonomy places the organism in Eukaryota, Viridiplantae, Streptophyta, Magnoliopsida, Lamiales, Oleaceae. The transcript has a single exon. The coding region runs from base 119 to 2356 and encodes 745 amino acids. The record is from RefSeq and is a predicted model, not a curated record.
AAAACACAGGGGAAGCUAUUCUAAAUAGCUGUAUUUUGAAACACUAAAUCACUCAAUAAUUUUCCUCAUCUAAAUCACAAAUUAUAGGUUUAUCAUUUGAAUUUUUUGAUUUGCAAAUAUGGGUUUCCAUUUCUUGUUCUUUCUCAUUUGCAUACUAAAUUUUCAUAGUUUCUUGGCAACAUUUUCAAAUGACAUCCCAGAAAGAGGAAAAUUAGAAACAUAUAUUGUUCAUGUUGAGGCACCUGAUACACAAAUCUUCACUCAAUCGCAAGAUCUGAAAAGUUGGUAUAAUUCAUUUUUGCCAACAAUUACAACAUCUUCAAGUGACAAUCCACGCAUGAUCUAUUCAUAUAACAAUGUAAUUAAAGGUUUUGCAGCAAGAUUGUCUCCUGAUGAAGUGAAAGAGAUGAAGAAGAAGCCAGGAUUCAUCUCGGCCUUGCCCCAAAACGUACUUUCUUUACAUACAACUCAUACUCCCAACUUUUUGGGGUUAAACGAAAAUAGGGGUUUCUGGAAAGAUUCAAAUUAUGGUAAAGGUGUGAUCAUCGGAGUUUUAGAUAGCGGAAUAUUCCCGGAUCAUCCCUCGUUUAACGAUUAUGGAAUGCCGGCUCCACCAGCUAAAUGGAAAGGCAAGUGUGAAUUCAAUGAUACAUCAUGCAACAACAAACUCAUCGGAGCAAAGAAUUUUAGUGAAGAAGACAGCACCUCAUUAGACGAGGAUGGUCACGGGACCCACACAGCGAGUACGGCUGCCGGAAAUUUUGUGAAAGGGGCUAAUAUUUUUGGAAAUGCUAAUGGAACUGCAGUUGGGAUAGCCCCACUUGCUCACUUGGCUAUUUACAAAGUAUGUUCCGCUUCAUGUCCUGAGAGUGCCAUAUUGGCAGCAAUGGAUGCUGCCAUUGAUGAUGGAGUAGAUGUUCUUUCCAUUUCUUUAGGCGGACCUUCGAGCGAUUUUUAUUCAGACAGCAUUGCUCUUGGUGCAUUCAGUGCAAUGAGAAAGGGGAUUUUUGUUAGCUGCUCAGCAGGAAACGGUGGUCCAUACAAUUAUUCCAUAUUGAAUGAGGCCCCUUGGAUUCUCACUGUUGGUGCUAGCACUAUUGAUAGAAAGAUCACGGCAACAGCAGUGCUCGGAAAUGACGAAUCAUUUGAUGGAGAAUCAGCUUUUCAGCCGAUGGAUUUUGCAUCAGCAUUCUUGCCUCUUGUUGAUGCCAGGAUGCUGAAUUCGAGUGAUUUCGGAGUGCAAUAUUGCUUACCGGAAUCAUUGAACAAAACAAACAUCAGAGGGAAGAUUGUGGUGUGUGAAGUAGGUGGUGGAAUAAAACGAAUCCUCAAAGGACAAGCUGUUAAAGAUGCCGGAGGCAUUGCCAUGAUUCUCGUGAACAAUGAGCAGUAUGGAAACACAAAAUUUGCCGAAGCUCAUGUAGUUCCAGCAGCACAUAUCAGUUAUGCCGACGGACUGAAAGUCAAAAUUUACAUAAACUCGACAUUAAAUCCUGUGGCUAAGAUUUUGUUGAAAGGAACCUUGAUCGGUGAUGAUCGUGCCCCAGUGGUGGCUGCUUUUUCUUCCCGGGGUCCAAACUUUAAGAGCCCUGGAAUCCCAAAGCCGGAUAUUUUAGGUCCAGGCGUAAACAUUCUUGCAGCCUGGCCUGUCUCCGUGGAAAAAACCACCCAUACAAAAUCUACAUUUAACAUGAUAUCAGGUACCUCAAUGUCUUGCCCUCAUCUCAGUGGUGUUGCGGCUUUGCUCAAAAGCUCGCACCCAAACUGGUCUCCGGCUGCCAUUAAGUCGGCAAUCAUGACUACUGCCGAUGUUGUAAAUCUCGCCAGGAAACCAAUUGAAGAUGAAAACUUCCUUCCUGCCAACGUUUUUGCCACUGGUUCAGGCCAUAUCAACCCAUCACGAGCCAAUGAUCCAGGCCUUGUUUACGACAUCCAACCUGAAGACUACGUACCUUAUUUAUGCGGUUUGAAUUACACAAACAGACAAGUCGGGAUCAUUAUACAGCGCAGGGUGAAUUGCUUGGCAGAAUCAAGCAUACCAGACGCACAGUUAAACUAUCCAGCAUUUGCUAUUACUUUCACAACACUGUCAAAUUCUCAGACAUACUCUAGGACGGUAACAAACGUUGGGGAGUCUAAAUCCUAUUACAAUGUCGAAAUUGUUCACCCACUUGGUGUUGAUGUGCGUGUUGAGCCCACGACACUGAAUUUCUCGAAGCUCAACCAGAAGCUGAUGUAUCGAGUGACAUUCAAGCGAUUGGCUUCUGCAGGAAACAAUACUGUUGUUGAAGGUUUUCUAAAAUGGAAUUCAGACAGGCAUUCUGUGAGAAGUCCUAUAGCAGUUAUACUGUCCUAGACUUAUCUCUAUGAACAGCAGUUGAAUUUCAGAUUUUCAGGUGAUUUUCUAUGUUGAUAAUUGUAUCUCUUCAUUCUAAUUCGUUGUAUUAUCAUGGUAAUAACAUCAAUAUCAAAUAAUCUUAAAUUGUUUU